UAUUAUUGUUAAUUUCUUUUUUAUUUUUAUUCUACUCCCCCCUGUUCCCAGGCCAGUAGGGUCUCCCUCUUUACAUCUGUAGCAGAACUCCGUCUCUUCUCGUCCGCAGCCAUGAAAGGACCGGGGCUAUUCUCCGACAUCGGCAGGACGGCCAAAGAUCUGCUGAUCAAGGACUACACCUGCGACCAGAAGCUAACCAUCUCCACCUCCAGCGCCUCCGGUGUGGCACUUACUUCUGCUGCUGUCAAGAAAGGAGGGCUUUACUCUUUUGAUGUUGGUACACAGUAUAAGUACAAGAAUACCCUCAUUAAUGUCAAAAUCGAUACCGAUUCGAAUAUUUCUACCACUCUGACCAUGGCAGAAAUCUUACCAUCCACAAAGACUAUUGCUUCUAUCAAGCUGCCCGAUUAUAACUCAGGAAAGCUGGAGGUGCAAUAUCUCCAUCAUCAUGCAAGUGUUGCCUCCGUGGUGGCUCUGAAGCAGAACCCUUUAGUUGAACUUUCUGGGACAGUUGGUGCCCAAGGCAUUGCAUUUGGUGCAGAGGCUGGCUUUGAUACUGCCUCUGGAACUUUCAUCAAAUAUACUGCUGGGAUUGGCCUGAAGAAACCAGAAUAUAAUGCUUCCAUCAUUCUGGCGGAUAAGGGAGACACUCUUAGAGCUUCGUACGUGUACCAUUUAGAUGAGAUGCAGAAGAGCUCUGUGGUCGCAGAGAUCGUUAGAAGGUUCUCUACCAACGAGAACACGAUGACUGUUGGAGGACAACAUGCACUGGAUCCCCAGACAACAGUGAAGGCAAGGCUCAACAACUCUGGCAAGCUCGGGGCUCUUCUCCAGCAUGAGCUGAAGCCGAAAUCCAUUCUAACGAUAUCCGGUGAGUUCGACACCAAGGCCUUGGAAAGGACUCCCAAGUUUGGUUUGGCUCUUGCUCUCAAGCCUUGACCAUUAAAUGUCGGAAUGAAUUGUGCAUUUAGUGGUUGGAUGGUGGAGGAUUUUGUACAAUAAACACAAUCCACAGACAUAUUUUUGAAGUUUUGGAUGCUGUGGGAACCAAUUGUUUUGUUGGGAUUUAGAUUCACACUCUUAUUAUUGGAGGCGUUCUCACUA
Molecule: messenger RNA, 1104 nt
Organism: Musa acuminata AAA Group (dessert banana)
Lineage: Eukaryota; Viridiplantae; Streptophyta; Magnoliopsida; Zingiberales; Musaceae
Product: mitochondrial outer membrane protein porin 5-like
Exons: 6
Coding region: 112-939 (275 amino acids)
Biological process (GO): monoatomic anion transmembrane transport
Cellular component (GO): mitochondrial outer membrane
Molecular function (GO): voltage-gated monoatomic anion channel activity
Source: RefSeq, a predicted model, not a curated record